Messenger RNA from Chara braunii, 905 nucleotides. The record is from the annotation of a GenBank genome assembly. NCBI's taxonomy places the organism in Eukaryota, Viridiplantae, Streptophyta, Charophyceae, Charales, Characeae.
CUCAGAGAGAGGGCGAGAGUGUCCAAGCAUUUGGUAUGUGUUUUCAGAAGGUAUCCGAUGCCCUCAUGACAAGAGGGAAGUUGUCGGAAGUAGAGAGGUGCACGAUUUUUCUCAGCAAACUACCUAGGGCGAAGCAAAAGGCGGUGCUGAGGGAGACACCUAAUGAUAAGUUAGAAUUCACUACAUUGCUUAAGCUGGCAAUGAAGGCAGAAGCCGAUGACUACAAGGAUUUACUCUGGAGAGGCAUGCAGCGAGAGGAUUAUUCUCUCUACAAAGAGUAUGGGACAGAUAGGUGUCCAGACUUUAAUGACAAACCUUGGGCAGAACGACGUUAUCUGAUGGACGCCGACAGGCCCCAACGGUCAGGGGAUAACGACGCGGUAAUAGAGGAGAUGAAAGAGACGAUGAAGGGAAUGGCCAGAAAGAUGGCAGACUUCGAGACGAAGGUCGCGACUACGUAUCGGGAUAAGCCUGGAUCCCCCUAUUCUUUGCGGUGGGACCGUAGGAACAGCGACCCGUGGAGAAGCAUUGAAGAUCGGAACCCUCGCACGCCGGCUGAUUACCGCGUGAGGGAAAGGGAUGAAGAGGAUCGGAGACGUAGAGAUGAAGAGGAUCGGAGACAUAGAGAUGAAGAGGAUCGGAGGCAUAGGGAGGAUGAUGACUGGAGGCGCAGGGAUGAUGAUAUAGACAGAGACCACCGGCGUGACGAGUAUCGAGGAGGAAACUCCUAUAGUCAAGGAGACAGAUCUGACCAGUAUCCGCGCAGCCCGAGGUACGGAAGAAACACCGAAGGGUACCGAAGCCCGGACAAUUUUAACUCGAGGGAUAGAGAGGACUCCUGCGACAAAUGAGAAUUAGACAGGGACCGCCGAGAUGGAUAUCGAAGCGGUUACGAGCAGACAGAG